Molecule: messenger RNA, 1602 nt
Organism: Stegastes partitus (bicolor damselfish)
Lineage: Eukaryota; Metazoa; Chordata; Actinopteri; Pomacentridae
Gene: acp7
Product: acid phosphatase 7, tartrate resistant (putative)
Exons: 15
Coding region: 269-1588 (439 amino acids)
Molecular function (GO): acid phosphatase activity; metal ion binding
Source: RefSeq, a predicted model, not a curated record
GAAGUAGUCUUCGGUCAAAGAGCUUAGCUUUGUUUGCUCUGAGUGUUUAAGUUAUUAAGUUGAUAGUUUGCUGACUUACCGAGGAUAGAAAACGUCUCUGCAUGUGGACACCGACUUUCACUACCUUUAGUUUUAACUUUUCAUCAUUCGGGUUGACUGCAGGUUAACUGACUUCACCACAAACUGAAGUGUAUGCCACUCAGCACUGUGUGAACUGGCACUGAGGCCAGGUCAGGUAUUGAAAGGCUUAUAAGAGGUCAGUGUUAAAAUGGUGCCUCUUCAUGCUGCCUGUGUGUUGUUAAGCCUCGCACCGCUCUUGGUGCACGGUGUUCCUCCAAUUUGGACCCAGCCGGAGCAGGUGCACCUCUCCUACGCAGGAGCUCCAGGCUCCAUGGUCGUGACCUGGACCACCUUCAAUAAGACAGAGAGUAAGGUGGAGUAUGGCCUUCUGGGGGGUCGGCUGUUUGAGAUGAGCGCCAGCGGUGACGCUACUCUCUUUGUGGACUCUGGAGAGGAGAAGAGGAAGAUGUUCAUCCACAGAGUCACGCUCACAGACCUCAAACCUGCUGCUACUUAUGUCUACCACUGUGGCAGUGAUGAAGGCUGGAGCGAUGUGUUCCUCUUCACUGCUCUGAACGACAGCUCUAGUUUCAGUCCCAGGUUUGCUCUGUAUGGUGAUCUGGGCAACGAGAACCCUCAGUCUCUGGCUCGGCUGCAAAAGGAGACACAGCUUGGCAUGUACGACGUCAUCCUGCACAUAGGUGACUUCGCCUAUGAUAUGGACGAGGACAAUGCCAGGAUUGGAGAUGAGUUCAUGAGGCAGAUCCAGUCCAUAGCGGCCUACGUUCCCUACAUGACCUGUCCGGGCAACCACGAAGCCGCAUACAACUUCUCCAACUACAGGAAUCGCUUCAGCAUGCCCGGCCAGACUGAGAGCCUAUGGUACAGCUGGAACCUGGGGUCAGCACACAUCAUCUCCCUCUCCACCGAGGUUUAUUUCUAUCUCCAAUUUGGCCAAGAGCUCCUCUUCAAGCAGUACGAGUGGCUGAAGAACGACCUGGAGGAGGCCAACAAGCCCGAGAACAGAGCAGUGCGUCCGUGGAUCAUAACUAUGGGACACAGGCCCAUGUACUGCUCCGAUGACGACCAGGAUGACUGCACCAAGUUCGACUCCUAUGUCCGACUGGGGCGGAAUGACACCAAACCGCCAGCUCCCGGUCUCGAGGAUCUAUUUUACCGCUAUGGCGUGGACGUGGAGUUGUGGGCACACGAGCACACAUAUGAGAGACUCUGGCCCGUCUACGGGGACAAGGUGUACAAUGGAAGCAGAGAGCGGCCUUAUGUGAACCCUAAGGCUCCGGUACACAUUAUCACGGGCUCUGCCGGCUGCAGAGAGAGAACAGACAAGUUCAAUCCAAACCCCAAAGAGUGGAGCGCGUUCCGCAGCACGGACUACGGCUACAGCCGCAUGCAAGUGCUCAACGCCACGCACCUUUACCUGGAGCAGGUCUCCGACGACCAGUAUGGCAAGGUGAUUGACAGCAUAUGGGUGGUGAAAGAAAAGCACGGCUUCUCUGCCUGGUUAUGAAGACUGUCAGCCUU